ACUAUCGAUUCAAUUAAUUGCAAUUUUAAUUAUGAAAAUUUAAUAUAUGUAUAUGUAUGUACGCCAAAUUAAAUUUGAAAAUUAUAAAAUUGUUGCAAUGUCGCAUUAUAAAGCCUAUACUCUUGUAACCACAGAAUUAAAUUACCAUCAGAACGGCAAUUCUAUUCGUUUUGUCACGUUUUUUAAAUGACAAAUCAAACAGAUGUCAUAAUAUGAUGUUUGUAUACCGGCUGACUCAUCAGCUGACUAUGCCGGCAACUACAUAUUUUGUUUAUAUAAUUUGUCAGAUUAUUGUUUACUUUGAAUAAAGCUAUUAUACAGCUUUAUUCCGUUUUUAUUCAGUUAUUUAAUACGCAAGCAGAAAUGUGGUCUAGAGAGUUAUUUAAAAAUUAUUGUUCAAUUUUAAUAAUUGUAGAAACAUGUGCUUUUUUAAUUAUAAUUUUGAAUGUGUAUUUAUUAAUAGUAGUUGAACAUUCGUCUGAACAAAAACAGCUUAAAAAAUUACCCAGGUUUUGGACAAAUACUGGAUUUUGUCCGUUAGGAGAUGUAUCUAAAUAUCUAUUAAAUAAUGAUACACGUAUUCAUUUGAAUUUAGUGGGUGCUUUACCAAAUCAUGGUAUAGAUACUAUUCGUAUACAUUGGCUUUUAGAUUUACUUGAUGUAAAAUUUGAAGAUAAUAAUUAUAAUGGUUCUCCAAUUUAUAAUUUCACUAAAUUGGAUACUGUAGUUAGUUGGGUAAAUGAAGCUGGACUUUCUUUAGGGUUUGAAUUCAUGGGAAAUCCAAAUAAUUUGUUUUAUAACAAAACAGACAAAAUGAAAAUGUUGCUAUGGGAAGAUUUAAGUAUUCGAAUAGCCGGUAGAUUCAAGGAAAUAUACGGCAUAAAUAAGUUACUGAAUUGGAAAUUUGAAACAUGGAAUGAACCAGAUUUAAAAAAUUAUAAUAAACUAAAUUUUACUUCAGAUAAUUAUUUACAGUAUGCAUUGGCUUUAAAUAAAGGAUUGAAAUAUGUUGAUAAGAACAUAAAAUUAAGAGGUCCUGCUGGUCUGUUUAAAGAUAAAUCAAAACAUCCAAUAUGUUGGGAUGCAUUAAAAUUUUGUAAUGACUACCUAGAAAAUUGUCCAUUUGAUAUUUUAACUUUUCACCGUAAAGGUAACGGUGAACCUAGUCAAGUUGCAAUUGGUGGAAAAAAUUUGCUUUCAGAAAUUUUUUCUGAAUAUCCGAAAUUAAGUAACCAUCCCAUAUCAAAUGAUGAAGCUGAUCCGAUUGCAGGUUGGUCUACUCCAAGAAAAUUUCAGAGUGAUAUUCAAUAUGCUGCAGAUUUAGUUAAAAUUGUUCUUGAGCAUUGGGCUAUGAAAUUGGAAACAAAAGAGUUUGUUAAUCUCGAAUCAAUAAGUCACGAUAAUGCUUUUAUGAGUUAUCACCCAUAUGAGUUCAAUCAAAGAACUUUAUUUGCAAGAUUUCAAAUGAAUAACAGUAGAGUACCAUAUUCACAGUUUGUUGCAAAACCAGUUUAUGUGGCUUUGGGAAUGCUUGGACAUCUUGGAGAAUAUGCGGAAGAACCGGUAUUUGAUAAUAAUUUAUCAUAUUUGACAACUACUUCUGGAUCAUCAGACGAUUUUUACUUAGCAAUUAUUGUAGCAUCUACAGAAUCCACUUAUUCAUCUAAAACUGAAUUAAAUUUUAAAAUUUAUUUACCGGAUAUUAAAAAAAAUCAACAAUUAUCAUUAUGUGUUGAAGCUUUAGAAACCAAUGAAACUAAUCCAAUUGAAUUAUGGAAUUCAUAUGGAAUGCCAUCAUAUCCUAAUACAAAUGAAAGAGAAUGGAUGAGACGUAUUCAAGGACCAAAAGUUUUUGAAAAUAGAGUAAUAUUAUCUGAGGAAAAAAUUUUAAAAAUAAAAUACAAUUUAAAUGCUCCAUGGGUUGGAUUAAUAAGAAUUUGUAAUCUAGAUCGUAAGAAAUUAACAGAACCAAAAAAUAUUAGAAUUUUAAAAUUGACUAAAGGUGAAGUAUUAAUAUUUUGGGAAUAUUAUGGUGAUAAUAAUUGCAUAAAAACAUUUGAAAUUAAAUUUAAACCAAUGAAAAAUGAAAAUAUUUUAGAUACGAAUAUGAAUCUUAAAAAAGAUAAAAGUUGGAUACCAAUUAGUCGUGGUUGGAGAGUACCAUUUCGAUAUUUUCAAUAUAAACAAGAAGGUAAAGGUAUUAUUGGAUAUUAUAAAAUACGAGCUGUUCAUAUAUCUGGUAAAUCAAGUGCAUUUUCGGAAGAGGUUUAUUUCAAUGGAGAUAAUGUUAUAUAGAGAAUAUUGCAAUAAAUAAAAUCAUGACUUUUUAACGUAAUUAAACUAUGUAGUUUUAGAUAAAUUUAUUUUGUAAUAAUUGUUUGAAUAAUAUGAAAUGAUUUUUGUAUUUCUACACAAUUUAAUUUUAAUUCGUUAGCUUUUUAUGCUUUUUGGGUUUCUUUUUUGUAAAUCGUUACAAUAUAAUCACUUUCAAUUAUUUAAUAAAAAAAAAUAAAUAAUUUAUAAAGGUUUCGUAAUAUCUA
This is a messenger RNA of Condylostylus longicornis, 2540 nucleotides long. RefSeq names its product alpha-L-iduronidase. Gene Ontology annotation, molecular function: L-iduronidase activity. Bases 364 to 2295 code for a protein of 643 amino acids. Gene Ontology annotation, biological process: carbohydrate metabolic process. NCBI's taxonomy places the organism in Eukaryota, Metazoa, Arthropoda, Insecta, Diptera, Dolichopodidae. The transcript has a single exon. The record is from RefSeq and is a predicted model, not a curated record.